Messenger RNA from Suillus clintonianus, 1318 nucleotides. RefSeq lists its product as uncharacterized. The transcript is spliced from 2 exons. The coding region runs from base 99 to 989 and encodes 296 amino acids. The record is from RefSeq and is a predicted model, not a curated record. NCBI's taxonomy places the organism in Eukaryota, Fungi, Basidiomycota, Agaricomycetes, Boletales, Suillaceae.
CUUCAAAGCCUUGAUCACUUAUCUGCUUAUCAAUCAAGGAAUGACCACGACAGCUAUCCAUCAUCGAAGUCGCCCACAAUCCAGAUUUUUUGCCGCGUAUGGAUCACAUUUGUUCACAGUCAGACUCAACCGAGUACCAACCGUCUGUGGCAGACAUCUUAAAAGUCAAACGAUACCUGCAAUUCAAGCUUCCUGCGGAGCUUAUUGACAGGAUUAUCGACGACGCAUGUUACUGGGCACACAGCACAGUCUACAUCGGGCGGCCUUUCACCGUUCCUAUUUACAGGAACGGAAAGCGUUCUGUAGAUGGAGUCUACAUAAGAUCACUCCCUCUUGGCAUUCGCGGCACUGAGGGCGACAUCAGGCUAGUUGAAGAGGACUUCGAGGAUGGUGGUGUGGCUUGGGAGAAGAAGUUGCAACUCGGCGGACUGGAUGACGCCUCAUCUUCUGCGCCGACGCUAUCAUCGCAUCCGUGCAGAAAGAUAGAGUUCCAGCUAUGGUGUCAUGAUCAAAGCGUGCGCAAGAAGUUUCCUCAUGCGUUCAGCACAUCAUUCGUAUGGGCCGACGUCAGCAUAGAGUCAUUGCAGACACCCAUCUCUGAAGACGACACCAUCGAAUGGCCAGCGCAUCUUCUUUUCGAAGAGUGCAGCGCAGAGCUAUCGCGUAGUCAACAAGAAACCGGCAAACCGUUCAAUCCUCCCAGCCUGAAACUGAGGAAAAAUAUUGCAAUGAAGACCUCGGGAUCAACCCACCCCAUGUUUUGGCAUUUCCGCGAUUCAUUCCACAACUGCAAGGACCCCGACGAUGACUGCGUCUGGCAUUUUAUUGAUAAAACCUUUGACAGGGAUGCUGCCAAGUCUGCUCAAGUGGGGAGACUGGUGCGCAGCAUGGAAGUAGGAGAUUGCGUGACCCUGUGGGUCCAAAAUCGGCAUCCCGAGUCAGAAGAUAACGUUCAAGAGGCCAGGAUCACUGUGUAUUGGGCGGUGUAGCACCACGGCAUUUUCCAAUAUCAAUACAUACAUAUUGUGGCAAGCCGAACCUCGUUCAGCUUCCCAACUUUGAAGAUAAAGUUCAAGGGGCCAGGAUCAUUGGGUCGUGUGGUAGUGCCCGGCAUCUUUCCACACAUGCCGUGACUAGCUGAUUUUUUCGAACCUCGUUCAUUUUUCCAUUACAUACGAGACGUGCUCAAAGUUUACAGUACUUAUCCCCUUGUCCACGUUUGUUAUUGAAGGAAUCAGUAAAUUAUGUCCAAUACAAAUUUCCACAGGGUUCUAGUGGAUCCAUCGUUAAUCCCAAGCAGUUAACAAGGAUCCGGGAU